AUGAGCUCUCCGGCAAAACCACCCACUAGGACGUUUUAUGAUCAUUCGAAUGAUCCCUGGUUCAAGAACCAAUCCAUCGAAUCCUCUGGUGUCACCGUAAAACCAGUACCUGAUUACUUGAAGCAGAGGCAAGGUAAGCUUGGAGAUAAUAAGCCAUCAUCUAAAGAUGAGAGGACUGAAAGGAAGUUGGAGAUAUCUUUAGAUCCACUUGAUCCAGCAAAUUCGUCAGAAGCACAUGCGAGGUCCAAAGGCUUUUGGUUCUCUUCCUGUUCCUGUCGUGUAUUUGCCUAA
Microthlaspi erraticum is the source of this 291-nucleotide messenger RNA. The record is from the annotation of a GenBank genome assembly. Lineage: Eukaryota; Viridiplantae; Streptophyta; Magnoliopsida; Brassicales; Brassicaceae.